AUGGAUGGGAUGCAAAACUUCUCACUACAAAAUGUGCUGACUGAUGAAAAAUGUCCUACUGAUGUUAAAAUCAAGCACUUAAGUGAGUUCAAAGGGCAUGUCAAGAAAGAGCUUGUCCAUGAGCCAUCGAUACGAUCAUAUUUCGAGGCCCUAAGCUUUGUGCUUCGUAGUUGGCCGCAAGAGGAUAAAAGGGUGGUAAAUUUAUGUCAUUCCACUAUAUGCUAUUUAAUUAAGCGUGUGGCCAUGCAAGCUCCAUCGCAGUUCGAUGCAGAGACAAUGCUCAAACUGAUCAAGGCCUUGCUAUGGACGCUCACUGAGGACAGAAAACUGUGGAUUGGAACCGUAAAGGCAUUGGAGACGAUGUAUUUGGCGCAACCGUCUAUCUUCGAAUCAUGUCUCGAUCAGCUGUGCCUUGACAAAAGUGAUAGGACUGCUGUUUUACUGUUCAUCGAUGAGCUGGUGCAGUUGCACCAGAAACAGAAUAGGAACCCAAUGGAAGUGCUUAACCGGUUUAGGUCUCUUUUCUUGGGUAUUUUGAAUGACGCAAGUAUAACGAAUCCACAGCCAUUCGAGCUUAUCCAUGACAUUUUAGGCAAGUACUACAACAAACCGUCAUUGAAAGAGUUCGCAGAGCAUAUCAUACUUCCAACAGCCAAAAACGUUUUCUUAGACGAUCUCCAUAUGCAUUCUAGACGUGAGGGUAGCGUUCAUAAAGGCCUUGAUGAUCUUUUCGAUGUUGAACAAGAGUUGAGGGAGUAUCUCACCGAUAACUCUACUUCGCAAGCUGAUCUAACGAAAAAGGAUUAUAGUUCGGUUGAGUACCUGGAAAAAGAUUUGGAACAGUUAGUCGUACCAUUUCUCUCCAUCAAAGAGACUGAGCAUAACUGGAGGCAGCGACAAGAAAAUGUGAUAAAGCUCCGAAGUAUUCUUAGAGGGAAUGCUACUUCAAGCUUUGCUGAUCAACUGGUUGUACUUUUAAAGGAGCUACAAGUUACUGAUUGUGCUGCUAAGGCCGCUUUAUCUUUAAGAACUACACUGUCUGUUCAGGGCUGCCAGUUAAUAAAAGAUAUGGCACAUCGCUUGGAAGAAAAAUUAGACCCCAUUAUAGAAAGCCUGUUUGUUCCAAUGAGAAACCUCUUAUCAGCAACCAAAAAAAUAUCCUCACAGAACGCGUUCAUAACAAUUUGCGUGAUGUUGUCGUACGUUCAAUUUCACAAUCGGAUUUUCCAGCAAUGUUUAGUACUCUCGCGGGACAAAAAUGUAUCCCCUCGCUGCUUUGCGGCGGUUUUCUUGCGUAUAUUCAUCGUUAGACAUCAUUCAAGGUUGGAGAACUCAUCUCUAUAUAUUGACGAAUGGAUUCAGAGAAGUUUAUCUGACGCGCAGACCAAAGUACGUGAAACUAUGAGAAUAACUUUCUGGUACUACUACAAAAUGAGUCCUUCAAACGCCAAAAAAUUACUAGAAGGACUGUCCCCUCAAUUAAAAAGAGCGGUCGAAUUAUCUAUUCCAAAACACCUCAGCAUUGAUUAUAGGCCCAGCCAAGUAAACUCAUUAGAGUCUUCCCGGAGAUCAAGCCUGGGUCCAAAAAGAACUCCAAGUUAUGCAGGUCCUACGCAAUCUCAUCAUGCACAAAGAAACAGUGCCACUAGGUCUUACAGCGAUCUUGCUCCACGUUCAAACGUACAAAAUAAUGGAUACGAUCAUUCGAUUCGUAUCUCAAGUGAUAAACCUUUUGCCCAAGAUAAAAUGAUACAAAAGCCAGAAAAUACUAAUAGGACCGUAGAAAAUCUAGCAUCGCCUCCGAGCCCCAUCGGCAAUUCGCCGAUCGAGUUAACCGCAGAUCUCACUCAUAAUAACACAAGCACAAAUACCCUUAUUAGGAAGUAUAUGACGGAGCCAAGUUCAGGUGAACUCAAAACAAAGCAAUCCGACACUGAGCAAGAUGAAAUGAUGAAGUAUCUUUCAUCUGCUGUCCUAUCUGAAAAUAUUCAUGGACUACAGCUCCUUCGCAAUUUGAUUUUAAUAGGCGUUCCUUUGAAUAUCAAUAUCAAGCCAAUUUUGAGACAGAUUAUGAUCAAGAGCCCCAUAUCUUUAAGCGAACUAUUGAAGAUGUCUAAAUUUUACGACUUUUUACAACCGGGAUAUUUAAUUGAAUCCCUUGCAAUCAAUCAUAUUGAUUUUGAGUCAUUACUUGAAAAAUUUGAUGCUGAUGAAUUGAUUGAAGCAAUUUUGAUUUUAUUUAAUAAUCUGUAUCCAAAAGAAAAGGGACUGGCGCUUUAUUACGUGAAAUACAGACCAUUAAUAUUCAAUUACUGCUUCGAUGUCAUCAAAGAAUUGGUUGAAAAGAAAAGCAACAUAUCUGAAUUCGUAUACGACAACUGCACAUCAAAAUUGCUUGAAGUAUAUGGAAAUGAAUUUGAUAUGCCGAAGUAUAUGCAAUUGAUAUUUCAAAUUUACUCUUCACAUCCUGCUAGAUUUGUGAAGGUUUUACAGGAAUCACCUAUAUUUGUUCGCUUGAAGAUAUGCAAAGAAAUAAAAGAUCGAGAUCCUUCUUUCCCAGAGUCCACCGCUCUCAACCGUGAAUCCACCGUAGAAUUGGCUGCCGACGAAGAAAGAAAGUUUUUCGAGAUGACAAUGGUAAAUCCAUCUGCGCUACAGCAAAGGUCCAGUAGUACCGGAAGUGUGCUACAUAAUGACAUCAAAAACCUGCGGCCGGAGAACAGCAUUGGUAAUGAGGACAAGAUGGAGUUGGACAUUGAAGAGCCAGGAUUCACAAAAUAUGGAGGCCUUUCGAAACUUACAGAGAUGACGAGAGUUGUUAGUUUGUAUGAAAAGAAUCAGAAUAUCAAUCCCAUUGGUCAGUCACAAAUUAAUGAUGAAAAAGUCGAUGUCGAUAUGAAUCGCGAAGAUGGUCGUGAAGAGAAGAGUACGGAAACAGAUGUCGAUCUAAGUGACAUUUUUAGUCAGAAAACUCAUCAUAGAGACAUGACUGUGAAAUUUGAUGACCUGCCAACCAUUAUACGCCAAAGCAAAGAAGAGACUAUAUCAAACGAAUCUGGUCAGGAAAAAGGAGAACAUAAUGAGGAAUGCUUAAACCAAGAAUCCACUUCCUCUGAUCUGGAGAAAAUUACAGAUUCCGACCGGGAAAGUCUGCUGCCGACGGAACAAAAACUUGAUGGACUGGACAUGAAAUUGACAGCAGACCCUGAUUUUGAAAAAGUCGGUGAAUACGUCGGCAAGAAAGAGAAUCGAUUCAGUCAAACCUCUGAAGACGUGAAAUUUGACGUCUUCGCUAAGGCUACCAAAAAUUCACUUCUUGAAUACGAACUUCUGCUAUUUGAAAUGCUCAACAAGAAGGAAAACGAUUUUGGGACCCUUCAUCUCACAAUUCAUCAAAUAAAGGAUGGCACUUUUACAAUAAGGGAUCUGGAUUUUAUUAUUGGAAUGUUAGUAUCAUAUGGACAUGACCGACAAACUCUGCAGUGGAUGCUAUCUGAAGGUUUUCACGAUUUGAUGUCCAUGAAUAAUUUGCUAUUGGGAUCUUUCAGCGGAAAUAAAAAUAUUCCACCUAACAUCGUUUAUAAAACCAUCAUCCUGACAUCCUGUUUGGUGAACAUUCAAGCUGAAAUUCCAUCGUUUGCUUUUUCGUCUUCGAUUUCAGAACAGUUGUGGGAACAUUUGACCAACAUAAUAACCAACAUCAUCGAAUUCAACUCCCUGUAUUAUAUGUGCAAAGAUCUGCGGGAUCUUUUGUUGAGAACUAAUCUCUUUUCGAUUAAUCAGAUUGAACAACUACUGAGGCGAUCCUCUGAGAACGGUGCAAAGGCCAUCAUUAGAAAUGCCUUUUUAUUAGAAUCACUACUGUUCAUAUUACGCGUGGUAGGCAACACUAUUGAAGAAAGACAAAUUAGCACAAUUAUAUCAACAGUGAAAGAUUUUGCUUCUAAUGAUAUAACAGAAUGGCGAAUGCAUGCGACAUGGAUCCUAGCUCAUUCAUAUAAUUUACUGUCGUCCAGGGAUGCCGAUCAAUCGGAGUUUUUUCAAGAUUUACCAGAAAGCCAAAUGGCCCUAAUUAAAUCAUUAUCGACGCAAUCGUUGAGUGAACACGAAAUCUAA
Molecule: messenger RNA, 4116 nt
Organism: Lachancea fermentati
Lineage: Eukaryota; Fungi; Ascomycota; Saccharomycetes; Saccharomycetales; Saccharomycetaceae
Source: the annotation of a GenBank genome assembly